GACAAUACUUACGCAACUGCAUUUUAGGCAACGUGACAGACAUAUGUAAUAGACAUGCACUGUCUUGUAUACUAAAUAUGGUACAAUUAGUUACAGUUGAAGUUCUAAUUUGAACAGCAUUUGUUGUAUAUUGUCUACGUGUAAAGACCAGAACCAAAGUGAAAACAUGACAGUCGUAGCUCGUCAACUAACAGCGCACCUCAGUAAUAAUACAGCAAUGCAUUCUUGAUGCACUGAAUGGAGUUUGAUAAACUAUUGAUAAGAGUGAGAUAAAAAGAUGAACUAUUAAUGCAAUCUAAAAAUACAACGAAUCACAUUUGAGGACCGGCUAUUGCGAAGCGCCUGCGCAACGCUCACUGGGAGAUAAAGAAAUUGAAGGGUAGCUUAAAGGGGAAAGAGAAUGGAGGAAGACGCCGCAGUCUGUAAAGCAAGGGGGUGGCGAUGAAGCCCCGGCGUCUUCCCUGUUCGAAAAUGCGAAAGAAGCGCCGCGGCGAUGCGUUAUCAAGACCAUUUUAACUGGCUUGAAAUGAGCAGCGGUGCGUCAGGUGCGGGAGGCGGGGCGGCGGGCGCUUUGCACGGCGCCCAGCUCUGCAGCGGGGGAGGAGGCUGCGGCGCCGUGCUCGGUUAUGACGGCGCCUUUGCUACGCUGGCGUCCGCCACUACAGCGGCUCCGGGGCUGCACGCCAAUGGAGCGGCUCGCAUGCGCGGCGACUGGCUCAACGCGUCCCACGCUGAAUCUGCUUCAUCGACCCGGGGAAACGACGGCAGGCUGGUGGACGAAGCGACCGACACCGGCAGCGGAUGGGACCCCGAGCGUCCGGGGAAAUACAGGAUAGAGGGAUCUGGUGCUGGCAACGGGGAAGGCGAUCGUCUGAAGAACGCCGGCGGCAUUAAUAUUGAUUACAGACCCAGCCGCUCCCAACUCGGGGGCGGGCGGAGAGCUUUUAUGGAUGCUGCCUUGCGGAGGGCUGGGUACACAAGAGGUGAGCUGCAGCUGGGUGAUCGGAGGAGCGGCGGGGAGCGUCUGUCCCCCGAGGACGAUCGGUCGGAUAAGCGCCGGGCGAGCAGUUUGAAGAGGGCGGCUAAGAGGGUGUGCUUGGGACGGGCAGAGGAUAGCGUACACUGCGGCACCGCGGGCUCUAAGGACGCCGGGGCCGCAUGGACCUGCGCUUCACUCACACUCACCCCCGGCGAUGACCGUGACAGCGAGCCCGUAGCAAAUCAGCGCCAGUCACAUGCGAGGCACGGAGGAGGCGGGCGUCCGCAUUUGUCCGGCCGCGUCCAGCUGGGUGACCCAGUAAAGAGGACUUUACUGUAUCGACCUGCUGCGACAGGGUCCGGCUCCGCUGAUGACAUUAGCGGGACAGAUGGGCGGACGGUCGGGACUGCCAAAGGCCGGGUGAGACUAUACACUAUGCCCUCCUUUGUUGCUGCCGCGGGUGCGAACGGCGUCACGCACUGGGCGCCUGGCGGCGUUCAUCAUGCACUCUCCUGGGUGCAUCACCCAGCAGGGGACCCGGAGCUGCAGGAUGCCGGUGUGCAAUGCAGACGUUUUGCUGGCGAAACGGGAUCAGGGAGACCUGUUCAAGGUGUAGCCCAGCAGGGCAUUCAUCUGCCAAGAGAACAAGCGUUAGUGGCGGACGAGGCGGCGUUACUGUGCAACGGUAAAUGCAAGAGGUCUGGCUGCGCAACUCCUACGGUGAUCGAGUGCGGACGGACCGCACGCUACAGGACGGUGGUGGAAGCGGGGGCCGGCGAAUCCCGACGCCGCCUUGCCCGACUGGAGGAGCGCACGGAGAGACUGCAGCGCCGUCUACGUGUGGUGCAGGUGAAGCAGGUGGAGAGGCACGUAGUGCAGCAGCUGCAGGGGCUGCUAGGGGUCGCCAGCCGGCAUGGGGAAUGGAGCUGGACGGGCUCGUCGCCAGCCGGCUCCGGCGAGCUGAGCAGAUUGGCCCGGAGCUGCAGCCAAGCGCUCCGCACAGCCGAGGGCGGCCUCGACUCCGACCACACGGCCAGCAGCUCCGGCGGGGAGAGCGAGGCAGAUGAGAGGCCAGAGCACUUGCAGGAUUCCCCCGAAUGGGGAUGGGUUCAGGAGAGGGCGUGGCUUGGCAGCCGGUGGGCGUGGCUACAGGCUCAGGUGUCGGAACUAGAGUACCGGAUUCGUGGCUUGUCGGACCUGUACGCCCACUUGAGGCAGGGCAAGGGUAGGGGAGUCCACCAGCCCACAGACUGCCUGCCUCCCGUGGAGGCCCCCCAAGCGGAAGCCCAGUCCCUCCUUCCUACAAGCAGUGGUCCCCACAGUGCUGCGGCAACAUGCCUGAACUCUGGGACAGAGGAGCCCGCUGCUCCCCAGCUGACGUCCGCAGCCCGGGUUCGAGCCUUACCCAGCCGGCGUCGCUGCCGGCUGGUCUUCCCAGGGAAUAUCUCUGCACUCACAGCCAAGGCGGUGAGUGUGCAGUGCUGGUGUGCUCCCCCCUUGGUCUGCAUUCUGUGCACCAGGGGCAUGACCCCCUCCCCCUUCAUGAAGGAUGCUCCCCCACGGGGCCGCGCCGCUCAGCUGGACCUCAGCCUGCACCCCGUCCUGUCUCUGCCCUCCGAUGUCCAUCUGGGCCUACAGUCUGCAGCUCUUCUGCGAUUUGUCAGAAACUCCCGUGGAGCCAUUCGGCCAAUCAGCAGGCGGCCUCCUCCUUCCCGGCUGGCCGGGCAGGGCAAGGGCUCCCAUAGGCUGAAUCACCCCAAGAGGAGGGCUCUGUGUCCCCAGCCACGUCCCCUGCUGCAUAGCACUGACGGUGCCAGCGACAGGACAGUGAGAGCCUUGGGCUGGUCCUCCCAUCGGGUGCCUCCCACAGACCUCCACUUCCAUCCCCCCACCCCUCCGGCCCCCGACACCCCUUCACAGCCCCUGCGCCGGCGGAGGGCAGAGAGCUCCUUCGACAUCGACAACCUGGUGAUGCCCCUGGGAUUGGCAGGCCUAGGGGGCGGAGUCAGGCUGCAGAGGCUGCAGUACAAGGAGAUCCUCACUCCCAGCUGGAGAGAUCUGGCUUCUCAGGGUUUGCUGUCGUCGUCGGCCGACUCCGGCCUCCACCCUGUGCCUCAUGACGCGGUCUGCGGGUCGACCUCCGUGACGGACCAGGAGCAGGAAGAGGAGGAGGACAUGUCUGAUGCGGCGUUCCGGAGCCGGCACGCUCAGUGGGAAUGUCGGGAGAAAGGACGCUGGGGUCGUGGGGCCCACCGCCGUCGCAGGGGCCGGUCUCUCUGUCGCCGAGGCGGGAAGCUGCCCCCCAUGACACAGCUUAGACUCGGUCACCCUCCUGAGUGGGGGUACCAGCGGUGGGAGCCCCCCAGAGGGGCACAGAAUAUCCCCAUUCUGAAGGAGGACGAGCGGGUGUGUGAUGCGCAGGCAGUGUCGCCAUGGGAACGCCGGUCAUUCCCUUUGUCGGAGUCGGAGCUGUGGCGGAUGCGGGAGGAAGAGGAGGACGCAGAGGAAGGGCCCUCCGAGGCCCUGGAGGACCUCGUCGCCGCCAGCGCUCGCAGUCACAGCACCGACUCGGGCAUCUCUGUGGGCAGCCUGGAGCUCUCGCCUGUUACCCCGUGGCCCCCUCACCCCCCCAGCAACUCAGGGUACCCCUCCCCUCUCCACUCCACACAAUGGUCAGGUAGAGGGAGGUAGCGACUGCGCCUGCCUGCUACUCAAAGCCCCCCCAUACACACAUACUUGAGGCUUUCAGCUCUAUGGUGCAAGCAGAUAAACAGGUGGUGUAAACAGGGACAAUCCUCAGCGCCCCCCCCCCCCUGCAGGAAGUGUGUCACAGGCUGGCAGGAAGUCUCCCUCUCAGGUGUGGAUGACUUCAUUUUCUUUCCUGUGGCUUUUGUUACUCCGAUUCUAAGCCUGUCUGUGAUGCAUUUGUUUCACUACAUUAGUGUUGCCUGACCCCUGUGCCACUGAACCUGAAGUCACCGUACAAUAAUGCAAUAUUUUGAAUUUGUGGAUUACUUUGCAUGGGAAAGUGUGACUGUGUUGUGAUUUGAUUUUUUUUGGGGAUUGUUCUGUGGGGUGACCUUUGACCCCGUGUAUGUGCAGAGAGGGUCAUUUGAAUAAACUCACAGAAAUUUGCUGGGGAAAAAUGCACUAUUAGAUAAAAAUAAAAGAAAUAUACAAUAAAAGGAUUUCACUGGAA
Paramormyrops kingsleyae is the source of this 4178-nucleotide messenger RNA. RefSeq lists its product as uncharacterized. Gene Ontology annotation, cellular component: NSL complex. The record is from RefSeq and is a predicted model, not a curated record. NCBI's taxonomy places the organism in Eukaryota, Metazoa, Chordata, Actinopteri, Osteoglossiformes, Mormyridae. Gene Ontology annotation, molecular function: histone acetyltransferase binding.